GAUAACAUGUCCAGUGUUUCUGAAGGCAGAAGAAACAGGCAGCAGGAUAUUAAGAAAGGACUACAGUUUAUACAGUCACCUUUGCCAUACCGAGGAACACAGGAACAGUAUGAGGUGUUUUUAUGGACACUUAUAAGAAAUCUCUUUAAUGAAGGAAAUGAUAUAUAUCAAGAAUGUGACUGGAAUGGCUCAUUAAGUCAAUAUACAGAAGCUUUAAACAUAGCUGAUUAUGCAAGGUCUGAAGAAAUUGCAAUUUCUAAUGAAAUAUUAGAAAAGCUGCAUAUAAAUCGUAUUGCAUGCUAUUCAAAUAUGGGAUUGAACGAUAAAGUUCUAGAAGAUUGUGAUAAAGUUUUAAGUUUAAAUCUUAAUAACUGUAGAGCCCUGUAUCGGAAAGCUAAAGCCUUAAGUGACUUAGGAAGAUAUAAAGAAGCUUAUGAUGCAAUAGCAAAAUGUUCCUUGGCAGUGCCUCAGGAUGAAUGUGUAAUAAAACUAACUCAAGAACUAGCCCAGAAAUUAGGAUUUAAAAUAAGGAAAGCAUAUGUCAGAGCAAAGCUCUCAAAUUCAAUUCCAGGGGAAGUAGCACCUAAGGGUUCAAAGAACUCUAUAGAAGAUAUAGAAUUAGAUUUAUCAGAUCCAAAACAUGAAACUGCUCCUGUUACUUCCCUGCUGCCUCCUGAAUUAUCAAAUGAAUUAACUACGAUUCCUAUUACACCUUUAACUCCUGUUUUACCAUUACAAAUGGAGAAGAGUCCUCUGCCUUCUGCCAUGUUAGCAAAUGGAGGAAAGAUUUCCUUUACUUUACCUGAAACAUAUUUAGAUGAUGGAGAUAUUGUUCUUGGUGAUGAAAUAGAUGAACUACUUGAUUCUGCACCAGAAGCUGAUGAAACCAUUAUGACAGCCACAGUAGUCAGAGGAUCCAUUCCAACAUCUAGUGUAACUCCCAGUAUACCCUUUUCUGCACCUCUAUUGGGAACAUGUGCAGGGUAUGUUCCUGCAUCUUCCUUUUCAGAAAUAUAUCCACAACCUUUGACUUCAUCACUGGAAGAUUUUUGUUCUUCUUUAAAUACAUUUUCAAUGAGUGACUCCAAAAGAGAUCUGCCCACAUCAACUUCUAGAGAGGGAGCACUGCUUAACAACAGUAGUUCUUCCAUUUUACUUAUGAAUGGACCAGCUAGUUUGUUUGCUUCUGAGAGUUUCCUGGGAAUUUCAAGUCAACCUAGAAAUGAUUUUGGAAACGUUUUUAGUAGUGGGUCUCCUAAAGUGUCUUCAUCUUUAGCUGGAAGAAAUCCACUUGAAGGAUCUCAUGAAUUACGUCAAGCAUGUCAGCUCUGUUUUGUAAAAUCAGGUCCUAAAUUAAUGGAUUAUACCUACCUUCUCACUUUAGAUCAUAAAUGUAAGAAAGACCUUUUAAUUGGUAGAAUAAAGAAUGUUGAUGAUAAAUCAUGGAAAAAAAUACGUCCACGACCAACAAAGACAAAUUAUGAAGGGCCUUAUUAUAUAUGUAAAGAUGUUGCUGCUGAGGAAGAGUGUAGAUAUCCAGGUCACUGUACUUUUGCCUAUUGCCAAGAAGAGAUUGAUGUGUGGACAUUGGAACGAAAAGGUGCAUUUAGUCGAGAGGCUCUUUUUGGUGGCAGUGGAAAAAUAAAUUUUACAGUGUUCAAACUUCUUCAAGAACAUCAUGGAGAAUUUAUAUUCCUCUGUGAGAAAUGUUUUGAUCAUAAGCCCCGAAUAAUAAGCAGGAGAAAUAAAGAUGUUUCUUCUUCCUGUUCUCACCCGGUUACAAAGCAUGAAUUUGAAGACAACAAGUGCCUCGUUCAUAUUUUACGAGAAACUACAGUCAAGUAUUCUAAAAUCCGUGCUUUCCAUAGUCAGUGUCAACUUGAUCUGUGUCGUCAUGAAGUUCGCUAUGGCUGUUUAAGGGAAGAUGAGUGUUACUAUGCGCAUAGCCUUGUGGAACUAAAAGUCUGGAUAAUACAAAAGGAAACAGGUAUAACACAUGAUGCCAUUGCUCAAGAAUCUAAGCAGUAUUGGCAAAACAUGGAAGCAAAAGCACAUGGAGCACAGGUACCUGGGAACCAAAUAAAAUAUGGAUCUCUUAAUUUAAAGAUAAAGUUUGUAUGUGCCCAGUGUUUGAGAAAUGGUCAAGUCAUUGAACCAGAUAAAAACAGAAAGUACUGUAGUGCUAAAGCAAGGCACUCGUGGAACAAAGAUCGUCGAGCGAUGAGAGUGAUGUCUAAUGAACGUAAGAAGUGGAUGAACAUCCGUCCUCUUCCCACAAAGAAACAAAUGCCUUUACAGUUUGAUCUGUGUAAUCAUAUUGCUUCUGGAAAGAAAUGCCAAUAUGUUGGAAAUUGUUCCUUUGCUCAUAGUCCUGAGGAGAAAGAAGUCUGGACUUAUAUGAAAGAGAAUGGAAUACAAGAUAUGGAGCAAUUUUAUGAUAUUUGGCUAAAGAGUCAAAAACCUGAAAAAACUGAUGAUGUAGCUGGCCAGUCAAACAAGGAAAAUGGGAAACAAAUUCACAUGCCAACAGAUUAUGCUGAAAUUACUGUAGACUUUCACUGCUGGAUGUGUGGGAAAAAUUGUAAUAGUGAGAAACAAUGGCAAGGUCACAUUUCUUCAGAGAAGCACAAAGAGAAGGUUUUUCACACAGAAGAUGACCAGUACUGUUGGCAGCACCGUUUCCCAACAGGAUAUUUUAGUAUUUGUGAUAGAUAUGUGGCUGGUACUUGCACAGAAGGCAACACGUGUAAAUUUGCCCAUGGAAAUGCUGAACUUCAUGAAUGGGAAGAACGAAGAGAUGUUCUAAAGAUGAAGCUUAGCAAAGCAAGAAAAGACCACUUGAUUGCACCAAAUGAUAAUGACUUUGGAAAAUAUAGUUUUUUGUUUAAAGAUUUAAACUAAUACUAAAAGUGAUAUGUAUGUUUCCUAAUCAAAGCAUCAACUUGAAAAUUUCAAAGUAUUCAAAAGCAUGUAGCAGAGAAGCUGCAAGUUUUCUGCUUGUAUUGGCAUAUAUAUUGUUCCUCCUGAACAACAUUCUACAGUGGAUAUGAAAAUGGGGUGUUUAACAGAUCUGGCUGAGCUGUCAUGAAACCAGAUGGUAAACUGACAGGCUGCCAUAAAGUAUACCAGAUUUGCCAUCUGUUGAAUACAGUUUUGGAUGGAAGGUUGUUAGGGGGGAAAAGGAUGAGGAAAAGGAAAACCUCUUGAGUUGGUCCUUAAGCUGAGACCUUUAAGGUAAGAAUAAUAAGUAAUGUUCUGGAAUAAGAAGAAAAUGAUGGGUGAAAUUCUUUAAGUGUUUUAAUGGAAAGAGUGUUUAAAAAGAAAUAAAGUUUGCUACUUAUCUGUAUGUAGGUUGCUAAAAAGGAUUUUCCUAAUAAAGAUUUUAAGCAAAAUAACCAUUUAACACUAAUAAUAUAUGUUGAAUGGGGUAUUUUUUCUCUAUUUGUAUGUUUCAUUAUCACUUACUGAAAAGAAUCUUGAAGAAAUGUGCACUAAGAAUUUUUGGAGAAUCAGUGGGCUGAAAUUUUUUUUUUGUUUUUGUUUUUGUUUUUUUUGGUCUUUGCUGUUUAAAUGAUGAUUUUUGAAAGAUUUUACCUGUAUUGUUGGUAUUGUGUAUUGUAUGGACCAAUAUUGCCUGUAAUCAAACUUUAUAUAAAUGCCUUUUGGGGGAGGGUGGGCCAGUCCUUUUUAAUGAAAGAAAUAUUGUUGAAAUGUUUUAUUUUCCUAUUCAACAUUAAGGUUCUUCAAUUUUUUCUUUGUAGUUAGGAAAUUAUGUACUAAAUGCUUAUACAUUUAGCCGCCUUUUUGAAUGUAUGCUUUUUCUUUCUCUGUACCUUUUCUUUUUGGAUUAAUAAGAAUCUUCUGUGUAAUUGA
Molecule: messenger RNA, 3873 nt
Organism: Gracilinanus agilis (Agile Gracile Mouse Opossum)
Lineage: Eukaryota; Metazoa; Chordata; Mammalia; Didelphimorphia; Didelphidae
Gene: ZC3H7A
Product: zinc finger CCCH-type containing 7A
Exons: 22
Coding region: 7-2901 (964 amino acids)
Biological process (GO): miRNA processing
Molecular function (GO): metal ion binding; protein binding; miRNA binding
Source: RefSeq, a predicted model, not a curated record